AUGCGUCGAGUAGUCGCCCUCGCUUUCCGAACCGCGCGUCGGUAUCCGCUACGAAGGCCAUGUUUUAAAGUCAGCCUCCCUCACGUCUCCCGCGGCCAUGACUUAGGUCUCCAGGGUCUUGCAACAUCCAGAACCACAGUACCGCGUCCUACCGUCCUCCUUCAGUCCUCCAUGAUCUUCAGAAACCUCUCUCUAGCCUUUGCUUCCAGUCUUGUGGCUACGGGAGCGUGGUAUGCCUACACCGGAAGUUCUGCUGAAUCCAGCGCCGUUUCCGGGGUCAGCUCACCUUUGUCGAGCUCCAUCCAUACAGCAUCGGGGGUACUUCCUACUGCAUCGAAUGCACAAAUAACUUCGGGACCAGCACAAGGGGUUCAGGUGGAGAGUGACCAGUUUUAUACCACUGCGAGUGUUGAUCAGCCAGUCUCCAAACGGACAGAUAACUCAGGGGAGAGGGUUGUGGGGAUGCUAUCGCCCGAGCAAGCCACAGAAAAGCUUCGUCGAAAUGAGGAGUCGUACUUUGUUGGUCGAGGGUCUGGUGUUGUUCGCUACGAUGUAGUUCAGCUUCCCAGCAACGAUCCCAUCGAAGACGACCAUGCUGAAAAGGUAGUGGAGGUACCAAGCUCUGUAGCUGCAACAGAGAACGGUGCCCCGACAAGCGACUGGAAUUUCUGGGGCGUGUUUGAUGGCCAUUCCGGGUGGACAACUUCUGCAAAACUGAGACAGACCCUAAUCUCAUAUGUUGCCCGCGAACUUAAUGCUACUUAUAAAUCAGCAGCUACGAACCCAACUUUCCCAUUCCCUAGCCCCGAAGCGAUUGAUGCAGCUAUCAAGACGGGAUUCCUACGCCUUGACCACGAAAUAGUGAUUGAAAGCGUAGAAAAGGUUGUUAAGGCCAAUUCGAAGACCGUUGCCGCAGAGCUCCUUGCUCCAGCUCUCUCAGGUUCUUGUGCUCUUCUUGCUUUUUAUGAUAGCAGGUCAAAGCUGGUGCGUGUUGCCUGUACUGGUGACUCGCGAGCAGUCCUCGGACGCAAAUCACCAAAUGGCAAAUGGUCUGCUAUCCCGCUCUCAGAAGACCAAACUGGAGGCACGGAGUCUGAAGCCAAACGAUUACGCGCUGAACACCCCGGAGAAGAUAACGUUGUCCGUAACGGAAGAAUCCUUGGUGGCCUUGAACCAAGUCGUGCCUUUGGCGAUGCUGCGUAUAAGUGGCAGCGAAAAACACAGGACAAGAUUAAACGCCACUUUUUUGGACGCACGCCUAGCCAGCUCUUGAAAUCCCCCCCUUAUGUCACCGCAGAGCCCAUCAUCACCACCACUAAAGUCGACCCCACCAAAGGCGACUUCCUCGUACUUGCCACGGAUGGCUUGUGGGAAAUGCUUAGUAACGAAGAGGUUGUUGGACUCGUUGGCCAGUGGAUUGAGCAUCAAAAGUCUGGCGGGAAGGAGGGUAUGGGCGGCUGGAUGAAGAGCUGGUUCAGCACUAAUGGAACCUUGCCCGUCGAGAUGGAGCCUAAGGAAAAACAGUCUGGCCAACGGUUGCCCAUCCGCCAGCUACAAUACGAUAUUCCUCAGGACACCAACCGAUUUGUUGUAGAAGACAAGAAUGCUGCAACCCAUCUGAUCCGAAAUGCGUUAGGGGGCAAGAACCAAGAACUGGUUUGCGCUCUUCUAACACUUCCCAGCCCAUACGCAAGGAGAUACCGUGACGACCUAACGGUCGAGGUUAUCUUUUUCGGUGAAGGCGAAAAUAACGGCGCAAUCAGCGUAAACAAGGACGCCAGCGCUUCGAUACAGGAUAUUCAACCCAAACUAUAA
Arthroderma uncinatum is the source of this 1815-nucleotide messenger RNA. RefSeq lists its product as uncharacterized. The record is from RefSeq and is a predicted model, not a curated record. Bases 1 to 1815 code for a protein of 604 amino acids. Gene Ontology annotation, molecular function: protein serine/threonine phosphatase activity. Gene Ontology annotation, biological process: protein dephosphorylation. The transcript is spliced from 3 exons. Lineage: Eukaryota; Fungi; Ascomycota; Eurotiomycetes; Onygenales; Arthrodermataceae.